AUGAACCCCUUGCUUGUUACCCCUAAAUGGCUUUACGAAGCAGUAAUUAAUAGACGAGUCACUGUUUUUUGUUGUACAGAACCACAACCAAACUGUUUGGGCGAAAACCUGGAUAGCUUUCUGCAAGCACACAUCCCCUCGGCGCGUCCCCUUGUGUGCACAGCAGAUCUCUACCCCCAAGCACCCGUUCCUCCUGUCUCGGAAUUUUGCAAGUGGACAGGCUCCCAGGGCCUUCUCUCAACCCAGUCGAUAAUACUUUAUCAAGACACCACAUCGAGCUUGCACAUAUACAGAGUUUGGUGGCAGUUGCAGUAUCACCAGAUACGUACUGUAUCUCUCCUUGCCGGAAACUGCAAGGACUGGUCUAUGCAGGGCCUUCCUACUGAGCAAGGAGCCCCUUCGAAGAAGGGGACCUUUAGAGAAGCGAACAUCUGGGCGGAUCAUUAUAUGUACUACUCCCCUCAUGAUUUGGAGCUCUUCUUCACUGGCGUUAAGGCCACAAAGGCAUACAAGCAGAAACCCUUUGUGUUUACGCAACUUGUUUACGUUGGAACGCGUGACGAACCAGGAAUAAGGAAGCUUUUCCAUCAUGCGACACACCGUUUCAAGGAUCAACUAAUGGACAACAAGCUUGAGAAGCAAGAAGCCCUAAAGCAUAAGAAAUAUAUUGAGCAAAGGAAGAAGAAUAGACUGUUAUACUAUAGCAUCUUUGACACAGAAAACUUGGACCCCCCACGAACACUCCAACAGUUGCAAUAUCUCCGCUCUACAUCGCCUCCUGCUAGCAGAGUCUUUGACACCACUGUGCGCGACGAAGAUCCGCCUGCCAUCGUCCACAUCCUGCCAUACACUUGCUUUCUGGAUCGCAGUGGUGUACCCAUCUUUAUGCCACGCUUGCUUCCUGGCAAAUCUUCAGAGCCCUCUCAAUGCGAGUAUUCUGCCGAUGACUCUGCUACUGCCACUACUACGCCUGGUAGCGUCCAUAGUAACGAGUCGGUGAGCCACGAGAGACUCGAAGAUGUAGACGAUGAUAAGCAGCUACAGGAGCAUAGAGAGCUCCUGAAUGAACUUUUUUCUUCUAGAAAGAUCAAUCUCAAUAGGCAAACCCUAUUCAUGGGAGAUUCAAUAGAACAAGUAGCAUUUGCUAUCUUUGCUGCUGCUCUGGCAUACGGAGGCGGGAUUUUCCAGUAUACUGCGACAGUGUUGGAAGAUAAACUUAUCAACAAUAUUAACAGAGUACUAGAUGAGAGUGCACGAACUAAGCUUGUCAGAGAUCUAGAUAUGCGCGUGCCUGGCCCCUCAAAAGUUCCACCGCAAAUGCCCAGACCCUCUACUCAGAAUGGAUCCAAAACACGCCUAAAGAGUUCGAACGACUAUGGGCUGAAGACUACUCUGUACAAAGACUAUGUUAACAAGAAGAGAUUGAAAGAUAGCCCCGAACUGUCUUCCGCUCUAGAUACAAAGGACUUUUCGCAGAUGGCAGCUAAACACCAGAUGAUCGAGGACAUUACAGAAAAGCUCCUAGGUAUCGUCCCGAGCACCCAUCAAUCCAGUGAUUCCGUUGAUAAGUAUGUAAAAUUUAAUGUAUAUGCACCACGAUAUUGUCAGGAAGACUUGGAUCUCAUCAUCAAGGGAAUGCAUCCGAACGGCAGACGACUAUCGAACACUGAACGGUUUAAGCUGAGCUUACGUCUACCAAUCUCAGAACUAGAGAGCAGGAAAAUUGACUACUCAGAUCCUGCAACGGUCACAAUGAUUCUUAACGAGCAUAUAAAUAACGUUCCGUCAUUGCAAAGCAAACUAGUAUGCACACAUAGUCGGGGAAACAUGAUUUCUCGUGCAGCAUCGCCUCGUAGUCUUGCUUUCAAGUUCUUUAAUGCACACGACCGGUUAGAACAGCGUACGAGAAUUAGACGUAUAAGCGAGUGCAGAUUUCGUUGGACGUCGCCUGUACUUGACUUGCAAUCACGAUUCAACACAAAUAAUGACUUAGAUUUAGCUAGUAUUUCCAAUAAUGCCAUGCGUUCUUCGUUCACAGAAAAAGAUUCAAGGUUAUCUAAAAGAACGAGCUCCAAAGAAAAUCUUACAACAGAUUCUGCUUCCUUAGUUCACAAUAUCCUUACCAGAAGUAUCGUGAGCCCGUCAAAGGCUCGAAUUGCCUAUGAUAUUCCCAAAGUAACGUCUAGCAAUAUGGGGAGGCUGGCCUUUGCAGAUCGAAAUCUUGCCAUCUCCCAAUCCGCAAAUAGGAACAAGCUAGCUUCUAAGACGAAGAUUAAUACACAUAUUACACAGUCUAAAUCACAGAGCAAAGACACCUAUUCUCCGCUAAAUGAAAUUGAUGACUACUUUCUGCUUCUAACAGAAAAAUAUAUGUGCAGUAUUGACCAUACGGAUGACGCACGAAGGUACGACAAGUCCGACCUCUCCGCCGCAAGUACGUCGCCUUACUCUUUUCAGUUACGACACUGCUUCAGCGAGCUUAUCGUUGUGCCAUCCUUGGUCCUCUCUGAUAGUGAGUCGUCCACACCUCCCUCUAUACCCACCAGCAUGGUACAACAUGUAAUGAGCUCUCCAUCCAUCCGUUUUCUUACCGAAAAGUAUGGUUCAAAAUACUUCUACUCUAAGGCCUCGUACCUUGUACUUUCUGCAAACACUAUAGAAUAUACUUUUCAGUGCCUUUCGGAAAAGAUUGUGGGCUCGUUCAGGCCUAGAUUUGUCGUGCUACCAGAGUCACCAACGGAAUGGCUAAUGCAAAGCAUGACCGUCAGACAUCUGAACCAGACGAACAUAUAUGAUAUGGCCCUUAGCAUUUACUUGACUGCAGAAGAGGUAGGCCUACUACAUGCUUCUCACAUUAAAGAGUAUGAAAUUGGAAGAACGCGUCACUAUUGGGACAUUCUAUGUAGAGCAUACUCUAAGCAUUGA
Giardia duodenalis is the source of this 2925-nucleotide messenger RNA. Its product is annotated as Rhodanese-like domain-containing protein. Bases 1 to 2925 code for a protein of 974 amino acids. Gene Ontology annotation, biological process: transsulfuration. Gene Ontology annotation, cellular component: mitochondrion. The record is from RefSeq and is a predicted model, not a curated record. The transcript has a single exon. NCBI's taxonomy places the organism in Eukaryota, Fornicata, Diplomonadida, Hexamitidae. Gene Ontology annotation, molecular function: thiosulfate-cyanide sulfurtransferase activity.